Molecule: messenger RNA, 3703 nt
Organism: Periconia digitata
Lineage: Eukaryota; Fungi; Ascomycota; Dothideomycetes; Pleosporales; Periconiaceae
Source: the annotation of a GenBank genome assembly
CUCUGUACUUGGCCAAGUACAUAUGUACCUAGGUACAUACAUGUGUACAUGCAGUAUGUACUUGGCUGGGUAGUGCUGCCUCAGGCUCGGUAGGCUGACAUUUGGCGCUUUCUGUCCCGCGACGCCCGUUUCAGACCCCGGCAGUACCCUACCUCAAACACCACACCACCACCAUCAAUACCACCACCCACCCUCCCACGCACUUUGUUCCAUCUCUUUUUUCCACCCAUCCGCACCUCCGCCGUCAGUCACUCAUGUCACUCGUCUCUGGCCCUGGUCGCGCCAUGGCCACCAUGCCAUCCGAGAUCCAUCUCUAUGUUGAGAAGCACGUGAGCUAUAUUCAGAGCCUCGACAGCCGCAAGCAUGAGCUCGAAUACUGGCUCACCGAGCACCUCCGCCUCAACGGCCUGUACUGGGGAUUGACCGCUUUGCAUCUCCUAGGUCAUCCACAUGCUUUGCCACGCGCCCAAGUCCUGGAAUUCGUCUUUUCUUGCCUGCAUGGCAACGGCGGCUUUGGUGCCGCUCCCGGCCACGAUCCACACAUGCUGUACACCGUCAGUGCUGUACAGAUCCUGGCAACUCUGGAUGCUUUCAGUGACCUCGAUGCUCAUACCAACCAUGGCUGUGAGAAGGUGGCUCAGUACAUUGCCAACCUCCAAGACGCCGACUCCGGCACGUUUUCGGGCGAUGAAUGGGGGGAGAAGGAUACUCGCUUUCUGUACGGCGCACUAAAUGCCCUGUCGCUCAUGGGGUUUAUGCAUCUGGUCAAUGUCGACAAGGCUGUCCAGCACGUACAUUCCUGUGCUAAUUUUGACGGUGCAUAUGGCACCAGCCCCGGUGCUGAAUCCCACUCGGGCCAGGUCUUCACCUGUCUAGGUGCUCUUACUAUUGCGGGGAGACUUGACCUCGUUGACCAGGAUAAGCUAGGGGCCUGGCUCAGCGAGCGCCAACUCAAGAGUGGAGGCUUGAAUGGGAGACCCGAGAAGACCGAGGAUGUUUGCUAUAGCUGGUGGGUCAUGAGUAGUCUAGCUAUGCUAGACAGAUUACACUGGAUAGAUGGCGAAAAACUUUCAUCCUUCAUCCUCCAGUGCCAGGACCCUGACCACGGCGGCCUUGCAGACAGUCCGGGCAACAUGGUGGAUGUUUUCCAUACCGUCUUCGGGCUUGCUGGACUUAGUUUGCUGAAAUAUCCAAGUCUUGUAGAGGUUGACCCCGUAUACCGUGAUAGAUGGCUGGUGGUGGUGGUGGCCGCGUCUGAGCCAGGCCAUCCCACGUGGCUCAACUGGGUAAAGUGGCACCUACGUGAACUCACCUUCUGUCCAUUGUGCAAUUCUUUCCUCUCGUUUCCUCUCCAUCUAGCAAUUGGUCCUGUCUAUUCCUGCUGCAGACUUCCCUUUCUUCCUCGUCAUCAAUGCUGUGGUUGCCGUGACUCGGCGGUCCGCCGAGCACUCUUCCACCCUUCUCCUCACCUUCUUCGUUUCCAGUGCGCUCCUUUCACCUCUCACUUUUCCUUCUUCCGACGUGCUGCAGGGACAGCUCUUCACCCACAUAAGCCGACUGCAUUGCACUGCACUGGAUUGCACUGGGUUGCACGGCACUGCCAACCACGCUUCACCGCCAUCAUGGCAGCCAUUCCCCUCAUAUGCACAAUCUGUCCCAAGAAGCCCAACUUCAGCGAUGUGUCUCACCUUCUUACGCAUAUCGCCAGCAAAGGGCACCUGUCCAAUUACUACAAACUCAAGGUCCGUUCGUCAAACGAAGAUGCCUCCCGCCGCUCGAUCGAAGCCUACGAUCGUUGGUACAGCGAGUGGAAUGUCGAAGAGCUUAUGUCGGAUCGGAUGGUACAAAAAGAUAAACGCCGCUCUCGGGGAAAGCCUGCUGGUGCUGCCACGGGGCGGGCCGCACCGACUCCUCAGCCCAAGAUUGAAGCCCCAGUUCCUCGCCAAUCGCGAUCUCGUGCCUCCGGCAACCUGCUUGAUCCUCGUCUCUACGAGCAGCAAAUGAUGAUCAAGGUCGAGAACUCCACGCCCGUCUCCACUCCGAGAGCUCUCCUCCGGCACCGUCCAUUUGUUCCCUACAUGCAGUACUGGGCUUCCGAGUCUCGCGCAAGCUCCCGCACCGGCAGUUAUACCAACCCGGACUACGACACGUCUAGCGAGUACUCGGAUCCGAGUGAGCGAAGACGCUACCAGUAUCCUGCCGAUAAUUCCUGUGCAAUUGAGGACGACAACGCCGACACACCCUUGCCAGUGCCUGUGCCUGACCCAAUGGCAGUAAGCGAGAGUACCAAAUUAAAGGGUGUCUACUGGCCAGGCAUGGAUAUCUUCGACUCUGCUACGCCCGAGAUGCGGCGUAAACGCAACCAGAAGAAAGAUAGUUCUGUUGUCGAACAGCUGGAGCUGAACUCACAGGAGGUUGAAGCAACUGAACUCAUAUUCACUCCGCAAGGUUCUUUCAAAAGACAACGCAGAAUCUCCAGCUCCGACCUGGAUGAUGAAGAUGAUAUUCCGGUCAAGACGGAAAGCCCGAAGUCCUUGCCACCACGGGCACCCUUGGCCGACCUGGACGUGAACACCCUUUCCCGCGGUCAGCAGCUUCCGCGCUCGCAGUUUUCGUACUCGUUCCACAACGGAUACGAAACUGAGCACCGGGGCCUUGGCUCCAGUUAUACACAUGCAGAACAAGCACAAAAGCGCAAACGAUCAUUCGAUGUUUUUCAGGAGGAGGAGGAGGAGGUCUCUUUCACCCAGCCUGCGACAUUCAACUACCUUACGGCGGCCCUCCACCAGCAAGCGUCCCCAACACUAGCCCCUAUGCUUCCUAAUCACAAAGCUUACGGCAACUCCUUUCAUGCUGAUAAUAAGGAGAACACUCUGCCAAUGCCUCACCAAUCGAAUUACGAGCACAUCUACCCAUGUGCAGCUCCAAGCUACCAUUACCACGCAUAUAGCUAUGGUCUUGACCAGGAUCUCAAUACGUUCUCAUAUCACAAUCCCGUCUACAAUUACAAUGCCUACCAGCAACAGAGUAUCCAGGAGGAUGACCAACGCACGAUUACCGCUCCGCCAUCCCCUUCCACUACGUAGAUGGGGGUGACGCGAUUUUCUGUAUCCUACCGUGCAAUAGUGUUGCCUGAAGAACUACAAUCACAAGGCCAUUAUUUGCUAAAAACGCCAGUGACAUUCGCGGACCCUUCUGUCUAUGUCCUACCAUUCCAUUGUGCAAGACGGUUUGACCUUCUUGGAGAUGGGCUAGGACGCCAUCGCACACAUCUUAGCGUUUCACGGCAUAUGCUCUUGUUUCCCGGAUGCAUGCAAAAGCAGAGAGAGUGGGCUGAAUUAUGAUCGGAUAACCUCUGAGUUGAACUCUGCCGCAGAGGCAUCUGUUUUAUUAGCUCCAAGCCAUACAUUCGGAUGCACUGCCAGUGCCUGGAAAUGUGGUCAUGGCUCAACUUACUUCUUUCAUUUCUCAUUCCGGUUCUCUUCAAGUACCUGGUUGGUCUUCCUUUUCAUCUUUCUGAUUGCUCUCCACCUUCAUCCUUUAUUUUGGUUGCGAUUCGAGUGGUGGGUUCAUGUUUCAUGGCUAUUGUUGGGGGCAUUGAGAUAUAGCUGGGUAUGUACUAUGGCCGUAACCCCGAAGGCAGGAGGCUGGGAUGCGGGCCCCCAUGUACCUAUAUCGGUGCGGGGUACAACUUGCUUCAUAU